Struthio camelus australis is the source of this 1042-nucleotide messenger RNA. The record is from RefSeq and is a predicted model, not a curated record. Lineage: Eukaryota; Metazoa; Chordata; Aves; Struthioniformes; Struthionidae.
CUUGCAGGGAGGAGGCAGCGCGGAUAAAUCAGGCUGCUUGCGCACCCCGCCGCGGGGGAGGGGGACUGCGCUGCGCCGAGGGCUGGAUGGCCUCUGCGCACGCCAGGUCUCCCCGCUCCUCUGUGCCUUGUGUGAAGCCUGCCCUAUGAGAGGGGCAUGUCGUGAGCCGGCACCAGCUCCCCUCCCUCUGAGAUGGCAGCUACGGAGAGCUUCAGCGCGACGCACCCUGGGAACCCCCAGCCUGGGGACCUGAUCGAGAUUUUCCGACCAGCUUAUCAGCACUGGGCCCUCUACCUGGGGGAUGGAUACAUCAUCAACGUGACACCUGUAGAUGAAGGGCCUGCGGCGUCAUUCGCCAGCGCCAAGUCAGUCUUUAGCAGAAAGGCCCGGGUGAGGAUGCAGCUCCUGAAGGAUGUGGUGGGAAACGACACCUACCAAAUCAACAACAAGUACGACGACACCUACCCUCCCCUUCCCGUGGAGGAGAUCAUCCGGCGCGCUGAGUACCUCAUCGACCAGGAGGUGUCUUAUGACCUGCUUGGCAACAACUGUGAGCACUUUGUGACGCUGCUCCGCUACGGCGAGGGGGUCUCUGAACAGGGAAACCCAGCUCAUGCCAAAUUCAGGACGAAGCAUUCAGCAAGCACUGACAUCUCUGCAGCUUCAGCCAGACUGCGGCUCCUCUACGUCGCUGCCCCAAGGAAGGAGCGAGGCAGCCUAGACGCGUGUACAGAGGGACGGACGCUUGCAGGAGCGGGCUGGCUGAAGCCCACAGAUUGCAGCGCACAGAGUUACUUCCUAUUGCGGUCCCAGUUCGUUGCCAUAUUGAAACGCAAUAACCAGCUCUCAUUACUGUUUGACAGCAGCCUCUGAAACUCAGCUCAGUGAGCCUUACACGAGCAUUAGCAUAUUGGGUAAUUAGCAGUGUAAUCACCAUCUGCCAGGAAGGUGGUGUUAUAUGGUGCAGCUACUGCCACUGUGCUUCCUCUGUCGGGAAAGGGGGGAAAGUCUGGGAAGGGGCUGGGGCUAGGGCUGGGCAGAC